This is a messenger RNA of Nelumbo nucifera (sacred lotus), 1118 nucleotides long. RefSeq lists its product as uncharacterized. Gene Ontology annotation, biological process: ceramide metabolic process. Gene Ontology annotation, cellular component: membrane. Gene Ontology annotation, molecular function: hydrolase activity, acting on carbon-nitrogen (but not peptide) bonds, in linear amides. The record is from RefSeq and is a predicted model, not a curated record. NCBI's taxonomy places the organism in Eukaryota, Viridiplantae, Streptophyta, Magnoliopsida, Proteales, Nelumbonaceae.
ACCGUCGUUCUCAACCGUAUCGAUUCCUCUCACUCAGUUUCAUACAUCUCCCCCCCUUUCUCUCUCUCUCUCAGGUGGUCUGGUCUGGUGCAAGGAAAUGGAGAAGAGAACACUGAACAUAUGGGGAGUUUCGAUUGCGUCUCUAGUAGUUCUGAUGAUCGUAACUCCCAGAAUUCCCCAGCCUCAAGCUUAUCACGAUUUCGCUGAUCAGCGCAACUUCUUCGGGAUACCUAAUACAUUGGAUGUGGUUUCAAAUGUACCCUUUCUUAUUGCUGGUAUUAUCGGGCUCGUAGUUUGCUAUCGUGGAAAUUAUUUUCGAUUGAGUUUGCAAGGAGAAUUGUUGGCUUGGACAAUUUUUUACAUUAGCAUGGCAGCUGUUGGAUUAGGGUCAGGCUAUUAUCAUCUCCAGCCAAAUGAUCCUCGACUCGUAUGGGAUCGUGUGCCGAUGAGUGUUGCAUUGGCAUCAGUUCUGGCAAUAUUUAUCAUUGAAAGGGUUGAUGAGAAGAAGGGAACAAUGUCUAUCAUUCCCCUUAUCAUGGCAGGUUUAGGAAGCAUUUUGUAUUGGAGGAUUUUUCGUGAUGUCCGUCUAUACAUACUAUUCCAGUUGCUUUCUUGCCUUGCUAUUGCUGCAAUGGCCAUCUUAUUGCCUCCAAUGUAUACUCAUUCCAUUUAUUGGCUUUGGGCUGGAGUAUUUUUUCUCAUAGGUAAAAUAGGAGAAUUAGCGGACCAACAAAUCUACGACUUGACUCGCCAAGUAAUCGGUGGGCAUACUCUUAAGCAUUUGGGCCUUGCAAUGGUUUCUGUUUUCACAAGCAUCAUGCUUGCCAAGAGGAGUGUUGCACUUAAGAGGCAAAGUGUGCUCGAUUCAUUGAGGAUUUCCAAGUCAGCGGUUAAAACGGAGUGAAAGUGGAGACUUGUACUUAGAGUUAAACUCUGUGUCAAGAAGUGUGUUCUUCCGACUUGAAAAAACAAAAUGCAUACUGCUUAAGAGUUGCAUAUACAAAGUAGCUAGAUAUUCUGUUGUGUGUGGAUUCUGUAACUGUAAGGAAGGAAGAAAUUCGCCCUUUACUUUGUAAAUAUGUUCCUUUAAUUCGAUGGGUUUUAGGUAUGCUAUGGAA